This is a messenger RNA of Rattus norvegicus (Norway rat), 4320 nucleotides long. RefSeq names its product leucine rich repeat and fibronectin type III domain containing 2 (gene Lrfn2). The record is from RefSeq and is a predicted model, not a curated record. Lineage: Eukaryota; Metazoa; Chordata; Mammalia; Rodentia; Muridae. Gene Ontology annotation, cellular component: synapse; membrane; postsynaptic membrane.
UGUCAAACAAGAGCUUCCAUUCGCCUGGGCAGUCUUGAAAUGUUCAAAGAAAGUCUGUUGUGUGUGCUUGUGUGUGCAUACCCCCAGCACGGAUUGCUAUAGGUCACUGGCUAAAGCGAGGGAUUCUAGCUGGGUUCGGGGCUGGGUGGGCGCGAUCCACCCAUCCCCACCCCAGCCCGCAGCCCCUGGCCAACGCAGUCGGUCGGAUUUUCCUCCGGCAGGCGGCGGGCUGGUGGCUGUGUGCAAGGCGUACUCUGCACGAGAGGCGGCAGCACGGACUGGACCGGGUCGCGGGGAUCGCCCUACGCAGGAGCUGCCGUGUCACUGCGCGGAGGAUCGAGUGGGUCCUCGGGGUCUCGGAGCUCGCGGCCCUGCAGGGCUGCAGUUCUAGCCCAUUUACCCCGAACCAACGCUGCCAGAACCGAGGAUCCGCGGCUGUGGAUCCUGACUGAAGCGGGCGCAGGGGUUGGGGAGCUACUGCAGCUCCGCAGGCGGCCACUGGGGGUUGCAGUGCCCGAGAGCCUGGCGGGGACAGUGCGCUUCUCUCUGCCUCCGAGUCCUGGGGCGCCUUGGGUCUCUAAGGCUGUCUGCACCGCUGGCCGCAGCUGCCUGCACAACCAACCUGCACAGCAUCCUCCCAGAUCCGUGCCGUGCGAUCGCUGAGUGUGUGUGUGUGUGCGCGCGCGCGCGCGCGCGUGUGUGUGUGAGAGAGAGAGAGAGAGAGAGAGAGAGAGAGAGAGAGAGAGAGAACGAGCUUGUGCGCGCACGCGUGGGGGGGCAGUGGUGUGCAUGCGGGGAGUGCGGGGGAGUGUAUUUGUGUGUGUGCCUGUGGAUGUGAGUGCCUUGCUCCCCUCUGAUACACACACACACACACACACACACACACACACACACACACACACACAGGACAGGCUGGUCUGCACUUGAAGACAUCCCACAUUCCAAGAGGCCGCAGGUUCCUGGGGAUGCCGGGGUUUCUUCAAUCAGGAAAAUCCUACCCUCAUCUUCCUAGAAGGGAUUAUCUUUUCUAUCCUUUUUUUCCUCCUUUUUUUUUUUUUAAUCUGGAAGAGAAGAGCACAAGUUGUACUCCCCCUCCCGCCCCUUCUUCUUGCUAAAUGCCAUGGAUAUAACUGAAUAAGCUGCUCAGGGUUCUCCCCGCGUGGAUGGUCCGGGGCCACCAUCUGCCUGCCUUCGCUGGAUCGCUGCAGCUGGAGCGCUUAGCGUGAGCCUGUCUCGGGCCAGGAACGAUGCGUGGCGGUGGCCGAGCCAAGGAGCCCGGGCGCCCUGCGGAGCCGGCCUUGGAGCCUCCCCGCCGCGGGUAGGUGCCGCCUUGCCCAGGCCAAUGGAGGGCUGCAACUAAAGUUACAGCCAGUUGUGAGUAGCCAUGAAGAUGCUGGCGAUUGAACCUUGUUCUCUAGGAAAGAGACAGGUACUCUUCACUGCUAAGCCAUCUCUUCGUUCCAUCUACAUUGUUGCUGCUGUUGUUGCUGCUGCUGCUGUUGUUGUUGUGGGGGCAGUGUCACUCACAGAACCUAAAAGCUCAUUGGUUAGGUGCAGAGGCCGAGUGACCAGACCAUGGAGACUCUGCUUGGCGGGCUGCUGGCUUUUGGCAUGGCGUUUGCUGUGGUCGAUGCCUGCCCCAAGUACUGCGUCUGCCAGAAUCUGUCUGAGUCACUGGGGACCCUGUGUCCUUCCAAGGGGCUCCUCUUCGUGCCCCCUGACAUUGACCGGAGGACAGUGGAGCUGCGUCUGGGUGGCAACUUCAUCAUCCACAUUGGCCGCCAAGACUUUGCCAACAUGACAGGGCUAGUGGAUCUGACCUUGUCUAGGAACACCAUCAGCCACAUCCAGCCCUUCUCCUUCCUGGACCUUGAGAGCCUCCGUUCCCUGCACCUUGACAGCAACCGGCUACCUAGCCUUGGGGAGGACACACUCCGGGGCCUAGUCAACCUGCAGCACCUUAUUGUGAACAAUAAUCAGCUGGGUGGCAUUGCUGAUGAUGCCUUUGAAGACUUCCUGUUGACUUUAGAAGAUUUGGACCUAUCUUACAACAACCUCCACGGUCUUCCCUGGGAUUCUGUAAGGCGCAUGGUCAACCUCCAUCAGCUGAGUCUCGACCACAACUUGCUGGACCACAUCGCUGAGGGUACCUUCGCAGACCUGCAGAAACUGGCCCGCCUGGACCUCACGUCCAAUCGGCUGCAGAAGCUUCCCCCAGACCCCAUCUUUGCCCGCUCCCAGGCCUCCUUGCUCACUGCCACACCCUUUGCCCCACCCCUGUCCUUUAGUUUUGGAGGGAACCCACUGCACUGCAAUUGUGAGCUUCUCUGGCUGCGAAGGCUGGAGAGGGAUGACGACCUGGAGACCUGUGGAUCCCCUGGAGGUCUCAAGGGUCGCUAUUUUUGGCAUAUUCGCGAGGAGGAGUUUGUGUGUGAGCCGCCCCUCAUCACCCAGCACACACACAAGCUGCUGGUUCUGGAGGGCCAGGCAGCCACUCUUAAGUGCAAGGCCAUUGGGGACCCCAGCCCUUUGAUCCACUGGGUUGCCCCCGAUGACCGCUUGGUAGGAAACUCUUCCAGGACUGCCGUAUAUGACAACGGCACUCUGGACAUUCUAAUUACCACCUCUCAGGACAGCGGCCCCUUCACCUGCAUUGCAGCCAACGCGGCAGGAGAGGCUACCGCCACCGUAGAGGUCUCUAUCGUGCAGCUCCCACACCUCAGUAACAGCACUAGCCGGAUGGCGCCGCCCAAGUCUCGCCUCUCAGACAUCACGGGUUCCAGCAAGACCAGUCGGGGAGGGGGAGGUAGCGGGGCUGGGGAGCCUCCCAAAAGCACCCCAGAGAGGGCUGUGCUUGUGUCUGAUGUGACCACCACAUCUGCCCUGGUCAAGUGGUCUGUCAGCAAGUCGGCACCCAGGGUGAAGAUGUAUCAGCUGCAGUACAACUGCUCCGACGACGAGGUACUGAUUUACAGGAUGAUCCCAGCCUCCAACAAGGCCUUCGUGGUCAACAACCUGGUGUCCGGAACGGGCUACGACUUGUGCGUACUGGCUAUGUGGGACGACACAGCCACAACGCUCACGGCCACCAACAUUGUGGGCUGCGCCCAGUUCUUCACCAAGGCUGACUACCCACAAUGCCAGUCUAUGCACAGCCAGAUCCUGGGGGGCACUAUGAUUCUGGUCAUCGGAGGUAUCAUUGUGGCCACACUGCUGGUCUUCAUCGUAAUCCUCAUGGUGCGGUACAAGGUCUGCAACCACGACGCCCCAGGCAAAAUGGCAGCCGCCACUGUCAGCAAUGUAUACUCGCAGACCAAUGGAGCUCAGCCUCCACCUCUGGGUGGGAUGCCUGUUGGCCAGCUUCCUCAGGCACCACCCAAGGUCGUGGUGCGGAAUGAGUUGAUGGACUUCAGUACCAGCCUGGCAAGAGCCUGUGACUCUUCUUCCUCCAGUUCCCUGGGCAGUGGGGAAGCUGCAGGGCUGAGCCGGGGUCCCUGGAGGCUCCCACCCCCAGCUCCUCGUCCCAAGCCCAGCCUUGACCGCUUGAUGGGAGCUUUUGCCUCCCUGGACCUCAAGAGUCAAAGGAAAGAAGAACUUUUAGACUCUAGGACUCCAGCAGGCAGAGGGGCAGGGACAUCAGCCAGGGGCCACCACUCAGACCGAGAGCCACUGCUGGGGCCCCCAGCCACCCGUGCCAGGAGCCUUCUCCCUUUGCCCCUGGAGGGCAAGGCCAAACGAAGCCACUCUUUUGACAUGGGGGACUUUGCAGCUGCAGCUGCAGCUGCUCCUGGUGGCUACAGUCCCCCUAGGCGGGUCUCAAACAUCUGGACGAAGCGCAGCCUGUCUGUCAAUGGCAUGCUCUUGCCCUUUGAGGAGAAUGACCUGGUGGGAGCUCGGGGGACAUUUGGCAGCUCAGAGUGGGUAAUGGAGAGUACUGUGUAGCCAGGGAAGGAGUACCGUCCCUCCCGCCCUUCCUCAAAGUGGGAGAGGAAGGAGUCAGAGUCAGCACUGGCAAGUAUUUGUGGAGUUUCCAUGGUGAUGUUUACAUCCAGGGACAGUCUUGUCUCCCUGUCAACAGCCUCAUGUCCUUCUGCCCAGCUACACCCCCUUCCCUAUGUCACCUUCCCAGGCCUGUCCCCACCACCCAGCGGGGUGUGCUCAGGGAAUGGGACUCGCUCAUGUGUCAGACUGAGCCCUGAGUGUUUGGAAAGGCUAACAACUGCCUUUCUAUUCACAAAUGUAGCGACAAGCAAGCGGCUUCGGAUUGCUUGUGGAUCCAGUGUUGUUUUGAUUUCUUAAUUUAUUUUUCCAUUUCCCAGA